UAGAAGCAUUAGUUUUGUCCAUAGUGGUAGUUUUGGCCAUACUGGCGAAAAAAGCGGUAUUUUGGAAAAAAUAAAUCGAAUUUUCAGCAAUAAAACCCCAGAGACGAUAGUUUAACUAUUUGUUUCGAGAAAUAAACAUGUUUUUUAUCAUAAUUAUGGUUAAAUAAAUUUGUAUAAAAGAAAUAAAUUUGCGUGUGCUUUUUACACCUUGAUUUUACCAAUUUGGUAACAUAUAAGCAUAUUUUUACAAGCUGAAAAAACUAAUGUAUCAAUAUUGUACAUAUGCAAAAAUAUAUUUUUGGACAAACAAAUUAUAUAGAUUUUGGCAAAAAACCAUUAUUAUCAUGAUUUAAAGCAGUUAAAUGCAGUAAAAUUUCUAUUAAACACGACCACUCAAAAUUCCACGGUGAUUCUAUUUUGGCCACCCCUCAAUCGCACUGAAAUUUGACAGUUUCUAUUUUCGCCAGCCCCGCUCGGAUCAUUGUUUACAUUUUAGUUUUUAGUCAAAACCGCAUUUUUAAGUGAUAAAAACACAAAAAACACAUCCGGUGCUAGACUCUUUAGUGUGAAUUUACUAUCUAGCCUCUUGUUACAUACGUGGCCACAGUAGAAAUUAGAAUGCUGCAUGAGAAAACCUCAGUCGUUCCGCGAAAAAAUCCACCGUACGACGACACUGCGCUUCAAUGCUGUCUCCGGGAAAUCGCCCUUGGUGUGUCAGUAUACGCGACCUGUAAGAAGUAUGGAAUACCUAGAUCCACAGUUCGAUACCGUGCAAGUGAUAAGUGGCAAAAAAAGACGAGGCGAGGACCCGGAACUGUGUUCUCCGAGCAGGAGGAAUUGGAUAUUGUGUCCUGGAUAAUCCAAAUGCAAAACAGAGGAUUCCCUGUUCAAUUCCGCACGGUGCAGUUUAAAAUCAAAUCAUUCCUGACAGAAUAUCCACGUGAAACGCCAUUCAAAGACAAUUGCCCAGGGAAAACAUGGUUCACAUCAUUUAUGAACCGUCAUCCAAGAUUGACAAUUCGAUCACCGGAGUUCGUCUCAGCGGCCAGUGCACGGGUUUCAGAAGCUGACAUUAGAAAAUGGUUUGUGGACGUUUACAGCUGGUUCGAUGCUCAAGGAAAGAUAGAUAUUCUAGCUGAUCCAAGUCGCGUGUUCAAUGGUGAUGAGACGUCGUUUUACCUUCAUCCAAAAACUCGUGCAGUAAUAGCAGAAACAGGCUCUCGAAAUGUAUAUGAAGUGGAACGGGCAAACAGUAAAGAAAACAUUACGGUGAUGUUUUCUUUCAGCGCCGAUGGACAAAUCGUUGAUCCCUUCGUGAUUCUUUCGGGUCGCAGAAUAAGGAAAGAAGUUGCACAAGCUUUCCCCGCAAACUGGGGUCUUGAACCAAGUGAACGUGGAUGGAUGAAUACUGAGAAGUUUCUUUGGUACAUCAAACACAAGUUUCAUCCUUUUCUUGUCAAAAAUGCCAUACAACUCCCGGUGGUUUUCUUUGUCGAUGGACAUUCAUCCCAUGUGGCCAUAGAAGUUGCGGAUCAGUGUCAGGAGCUAGGGAUCAUUCUGGUUGCUCUCUACCCAAACACGACACGCAUAACACAACCAGCAGAUGUAGCGAUUUUCAAACCACUCAAGAAUCAAUGGAAAAAGUGCAUGGACGAAUGGAGCUCGACCCACGAGGGAGAAAUCUUUACAGUAAUACAAUUCGGUCCAACAUUGGAGAAAGCGGUGAACGAAGGAAUAAAAAAGAAUAGUAUAAUCAAUGGAUUUCGAGUCUGCGGAUUGUAUCCGUUUAAUGCGGACAAUGUUGAUUAUACAAAAUGCCUCGCGGAAGCUGGCCUGGCUCCAGAACCAUCCAAUCUUAUAGACGAACAACAGCUCGAAGGUAUUAAAUUAUUUCGUAUUUGGAAAAUUUAUUUAAAAAAUCAUUACAAUGGAUUACUAUCUAAAAAGACGCCUCUGGAAUGUUUUUUUUUUUGUUAUGUCUAA
Messenger RNA from Aedes albopictus (Asian tiger mosquito), 1983 nucleotides. RefSeq lists its product as uncharacterized. Gene Ontology annotation, molecular function: DNA binding. Lineage: Eukaryota; Metazoa; Arthropoda; Insecta; Diptera; Culicidae. Gene Ontology annotation, cellular component: nucleus. The record is from RefSeq and is a predicted model, not a curated record. The transcript has 2 exons. Bases 619 to 1983 code for a protein of 454 amino acids.